CAACGUUAUCGUCGACUUGUCGCCGAUACAACAAAGCCGGGUAAAUUUUAGCGCAUUCUAAUCAUCGUUUUAUUUUGAGUUCAUCGGUAAAUCGAAGUAAAAGGAAGAAAGCGUGAUAUGGAUAUGUCAGAAAAUUUAAAGGAUGUCGAGCUGAAAGAGCAGGCUGUAAGGUUUUGUAGGGGCAUUAUAAGAGUAGCUCAGUUCGAGUUGGCACUUAAAAAUUAUGAGCAGUUAGAGGAAGCUAUUAAGGUUGCAGAAGCUAGAGAAGCAGAACUGGCAAAGGAAUUAGGAAGGUACAGAUAUGGGGACAAGUUUGAUGAAAGAGAAAUGUCAAUUUUUAGCAGAGAAUUCUCUCCAGCUAAGCAAAGUGUUGCCGAAUUCAAAUUUACGCUUAAUGAGUUUGAGUGCAUCGCAAGGGAGAUAAAAGAAUCGGAAGAAAAAGAUAAAAGAGAAAUACUUGAGGAAGACUUAAAGAAAGAAACAGAGAGAUAUUCUAUCGACAAAAAAGAAACAUACAAUGAGAUGAUAAAAACAACUUCAAAAGAUGUUAGUACCGAGGUAGCAGAUACGAGCGGUGUAAAAUCAGAAGACAAGGACGCAUGCAUUACGCCACCUGCAGAAACAGACGGAACUUCUGCUAUUGAAACAACAGAAUGCAAUGAGGCUAUAAAGACAGCUUUAGAUGAUGAUAAUGAGGCAGCCGAGAGGACCAAUUUAAAAACAAUAGAGGACCAGGACGCUCUCAUUAGAUCACAAGGUUUGAUGAUACCAAAAAGGCGUGGACAAAUAAUUGCAGUGAACCCCUUCAUUACGAGGAAUUUCAUCAGUUUCAAAUAUCGGGAAACAAUUCAGCCGAGUUUGUCACAAAAACUAAAUGAACAGAUUGGAAAGGGAGAGAAAACUAAAACCAAAAAAGAAACGAAAUUGGAGAAGAAAAGGGUAAAGGAAUCAGAAACUAUCUUUAAGAAAUACCUAAAGGUAGCCAAUAGGAGGAUGGAAAAAUACAAAAAGGAAAGCAGGAAACAGCUGGAGAAAGAAGAGAAGGAAACCAAAAAGAAACUGAGAAAGGAACAAAUGGAACGAGCAAGACUAGAAAGGAAAGAAACGAAAGACAGAAAGAAAUUAGAGAAAGAAAUGAAGAAGAAAGGUGAAACAAAAGAGAAAAACGACAGUAUAAACAUGCCGGUAGUUAUAGACCACAUGAACAUUACCAUGAAGGAGAGUGAUGUUGAUUUUAAAGAUGAUGGAAAAGGAAAUCUGAACAAUGAAGAAAAGAAAAACAUUAUUGGAAAAAGAAUAGAGGAUUUCUUCAGAUCUUUGAUAUGUGCAAAGAAGUGAAUGGACAUUUAAAAAUUUGUUAUUUUAAAUUUUAGUUAUAUGUCAGUUUUAUCUCAAUACAUUAUUCAGUUCAUUUUUCUCUCUCUCCAUAUA
Mytilus trossulus (common blue mussel) is the source of this 1431-nucleotide messenger RNA. RefSeq names its product DNA ligase 1-like. NCBI's taxonomy places the organism in Eukaryota, Metazoa, Mollusca, Bivalvia, Mytilida, Mytilidae. The transcript has 6 exons. The record is from RefSeq and is a predicted model, not a curated record. The coding region runs from base 118 to 1338 and encodes 406 amino acids.